AUGCCAAAAAACAGCCGCUGCAACGCGAUUUUUCAGGUUCUCGCUCGUCAGCCACUUUGGAAUGAUCUUCUGACAACCUUCAGUCAGAAAAAUGUUAUAGUUGAAGGACCGAUCAAUAAUCUCAAAUCGGUUCAAAUUACCUUGCCGAAGCCGAAACCACAACGGAGCAAUCCAGCGUACCCGACUGACCGUUACGGCAUCCAGCGGGCUACAUAUACACUUCGCGAAUAUCGGGGUGGAUACUCAAGAGACGCUCCACCAAUGGAUCCUCACUCGGCGAUAUCAGCCCAAUCUUUACGUCAUGCGGCUAAUCUACCUGUUCCUCUUCAUAUGCUUCAUAUGUUCCCUCCACCACCGUUUCCGCAACCGCCCCAGCAACGAAUGCCACCUGGGCGUCGCAACAACUCUGCAUGGCCGCCUACACCACAGUCUCUCGGCGGUCCUUCAGCCCGUAUGGGUCAGUCACAGGGAGAUUACGGAGGAAUGUAUGCUUCACAGGUGGGUUUUGUUCUUUUUACUUUUCUUGAAAAGAGAAAGAAAAGAAGUUCUUAA
Messenger RNA from Cooperia oncophora, 552 nucleotides. Lineage: Eukaryota; Metazoa; Nematoda; Chromadorea; Rhabditida; Trichostrongylidae. The record is from the annotation of a GenBank genome assembly.